Messenger RNA from Cavenderia fasciculata, 504 nucleotides. RefSeq lists its product as uncharacterized. The record is from RefSeq and is a predicted model, not a curated record. The transcript has 3 exons. NCBI's taxonomy places the organism in Eukaryota, Evosea, Eumycetozoa, Acytosteliales, Cavenderiaceae. The coding region runs from base 1 to 504 and encodes 167 amino acids.
AUGGGUGCCCAUUGCCCAAAAAAUAAUAAUAAUUAUACCAAGGCAAGAGUUGUUGUUAUGUCGCUUGAUAAAAUGUCAACUUAUUGUAUCUCCAAAGAAAAGGUAUUAGAAGAAUUAAAAACAAAAGUAGUAGAGAAUAUUGGUAAACUUGAAGAGACCAAAGAACACCUCAUCGAUGAACAUCACAAGAACCAAGAGAAAGCAAAAGAAAAGAUCUAUGAAAAGUUGAAUGUAUCUAGAGACCCAAACAGCUUCAGACUCGAUGAAGGAAAGACAUCAGAGAGUUUCUUUAAACCUCGUACACACAUUGAAGAGUCAGGUAAAGAGUUUCCAAAGCUCAACGUCGGUGAGUUCUAUAGAGGUUUUCUUAGAGCAUCUGGUUAUAGUUGGGGACUAGCUAUCACUGCUGGUCUCAUUGCUUUUGGUGUCUAUCGUUUUACUUCAAAACCUCUUACUCCUAGUAGCAGUACCUCUAGUGGUACUACUUCAACAACUUAUGAUUAA